This is a messenger RNA of Hypoxylon trugodes, 648 nucleotides long. RefSeq lists its product as uncharacterized. Gene Ontology annotation, cellular component: telomerase holoenzyme complex. The record is from RefSeq and is a predicted model, not a curated record. Gene Ontology annotation, biological process: nuclear-transcribed mRNA catabolic process, nonsense-mediated decay. Gene Ontology annotation, molecular function: protein binding; telomerase RNA binding; telomeric repeat DNA binding. The coding region runs from base 1 to 648 and encodes 215 amino acids. The transcript has 3 exons. NCBI's taxonomy places the organism in Eukaryota, Fungi, Ascomycota, Sordariomycetes, Xylariales, Hypoxylaceae.
AUGGCGAUUGAAGACGAUGAUAUCCGGGACAGAGAGGUUUGGACGUCCGUGUCCCGGCACUGGUACUCGAAAGCGUCUAAUAAGGCGCCUACUACGGGAAGACUUUAUCAUCAUCUCGCAAUCCUUGCCCGGCCGGAUCCCCUUCAGCAACUAUAUUAUUACACUAAAUCCCUCUGCGUGCCCAUUCCAUUUAGCUCAGCGCGGGAGUCAAUUAUGACUCUAUUCGACCCUAUUCUGGACCCCACUAGUAUUCAGCAUUCUCGGUUGAUCGCGAUUGAUGUGGCCUUCGUAAAGGCGCAUGGGAUCUUGUUUAGCAAUAAAUACGCCGACGACUUCCUUCCGACAGUUGACAAGUUCUGUAGUAUGCUAGAUAACCAUAUUGGCCGAACCACUAGGAAGUGGAUGGAAUCAGGCUACUAUAUCGCUGUCUCGAACUGCUGUGCCCUUUUGUCAUACGGCCAAGAAGACAAUAUUCUUCUAAAGGGAUUCCACCCCCAUGUGGAGGACACAGCCGAGCCGACUACUGAAAACUCCCUGGCCUUAUACAAGCCAAGUAGGACAGAAGAGGGUGCGCUAAGGCUCUUUGAAGGCACCUGUGACGUCGUCUUGCGCAGAUUAGGUGACCUUAAUUGCAAUGUCCUUCAUUGA